This is a messenger RNA of Saccostrea cuccullata (small rock oyster), 6166 nucleotides long. RefSeq names its product protein pygopus-like. The record is from RefSeq and is a predicted model, not a curated record. Lineage: Eukaryota; Metazoa; Mollusca; Bivalvia; Ostreida; Ostreidae. Bases 627 to 4457 code for a protein of 1276 amino acids. The transcript has 7 exons.
CCCCACAAACUCGGGCCAGCUCCGAUUUCAUUUUCACACUUGAUGAACUUUGAAAUCUGUAUGUGUGUGUGUUGUCUUUGGAUCAUAACAAUAAAGACGGGGGAUUAUUAGGUCAUCAUGCAAAUUUUCUGUCUUUACUACGUGUGUUAAUCAGCUGGAGUUCAAUUUCUCUGUAGAUAUUUAAGUUGGCUUUUUAUAUUGGAUAAGGUGGAGAGGAAUGCUCAGGUAGUUUAAAUGUUUGAGCUACAAUUAAAGGAAUGUAGUCCGAUUAUAUUGUGUACCGCAUGUCUAGUGAUAAAGAGAUUUCAGUUGGAAGGUCACACAUGAAUUUAUCAAACGGGAAAGGUAUCAGUUGUACGGGCCUGACAUCCUCCACCAAGGGAGAGCACUCUCUCAUCACCAGAUAAAAUGUGAAUUUGAUUGAAAAAAAAAAGUCCAACAUGGUGAAGUAAAUUUGAAAGAAGAUGUUAGGUGGUCAAAAGCCCAACAUACAAUGUCUACAUGUUCAGGGGAUAUUACUCUGGAAAGUACAGAACGUUAUAUAAAGUGUGAUCCUGGAGUGUGAAGCGAAGAAGCCGAGUCUGGAGGCCGCAGACACCGCCGGCACCCCGUCAGCUACCGCCAAGAUGCUGCCGGAAUCAGCUGACAAAGUAGCCACGGAACUCAACGGCACCGCCGUCAAAUCUGAGGUCAAGGCUGAGGUCAAGGAGGAACCAUCAGAGGAGAAUCGGAGCACGGAACUGUGUACCAAUAACUCCUCAGGACCGCCCAGUAACAAACUGACCAAUGGGGAGUCGGAAAACAACAACCAUGCCUUUGACAAAGCGAAAGUGAAAGAAGAGAAAUUGCCUCCACAAACUCUGGCGGAGGUUCUCAGUGAGGACACAGAUGACAGACGAUCCUCCCCUGCCAAAGUCCCCCCUCCUCUGGGCCCCAAUAAGACGCCCCAGCCUCCCAAAACAUCCAAGUCACCCAUAGCUGCUGCCCCCAUCACGUCCCGGGGGACUCCUCCGGCCAGUCACCCCCACCCUCAGCAGGCCCCGCCCACCAGCGGGGAUUCCCAGUUCAUGCAGCAGCAGAGCCAGAUAUUUGUGUUCUCCACGCAGAUGGCUAACGAUGCAGCGGAGACUGUGAUGGCGGGACAAUAUAAGAACAUUCUCUCAUUCCACAUGGACCAACCCAACACAAAAAAGUUCCUUCAGAAGCAUCAGAUGAAGAUUCACCCAUUUGCUGGAAAUUCUGGAGGAAUGCCCCCUCGGAAUGUGAGGCCAAGUCUGAUGAUGAAGAACCAGGGAGGAUCAGGGGGACAAUUCCCCCCAAGUUCCUCUGUGGAACAGUGGGUCCAGCAACAGAACGCCCAGCUACAGGAACAGUAUAGCUUCCCCCCGGGCAUGAACUCUAGAAGUGGGAGUAACCCAGGCAUGCCUCAGUGGCAAGGGGGCAUGAUGGGUGAAGGGUUUGAUUCUAUGGCAAUGGCCGGGGGACUAGGACCUCACCAUCCCAGUCUGAGUCAACAAAAAGUGCCUAAUGAAAAUUUAACCCCUGAACAGUUGAAAAAAAGAAAAGACGCCUUGCAGAACUUGCAGAAAAUACAAGAAAUGUUGUUUCCGGAACAACACCCCCAACAUUUUGGUCCAGGACAGGGGCCUGGGCCAGGGAUGGGUGGUGGAAUGAUGCAGGAAGGGAUGCCAGGGGGCCCCAUGAUGCAGCAGAACAUGAUGUCUCCUCCACACAAGAGAAUGAACACACAACAGAGUAUGCCCGGCCAUGACAUGAUGCCCCAGCAGGGUAUGAUGGGACCUGACGGCAUGAUCGGUUCUCCAAAUAACAUGAUGCCCAUGUCGCAGUAUGGUGCAGGCCCAUCCUUCAUGGGCCCGCGAGGCCCCGGUCCACAGGGAAUGCACAACAUGUCCCCAGCACAGCACGAGUGGCAACGUCUGCAGCGUGAAUUCUAUAUGGAGAAACGUCAACAAGGUAUGGCUCAGCGUAUGGGCCAUCCUAACAUGGAAAUGGCAGGAAAUGGGCCUCCCCCUCCUUCCUACCAACACUCAAUUGCUCAAAAGCGUGGCUCUGUAAGCUCUACCUCUCCUAACUGUAAUGGACCUCUUGGGUCUCCCCCACUGGUUUCACAGGGUGUUUUUGAUUCACAUGACAUGUUUUCUCAAGGACCACGUAGGUCUUCGUUUGGAUCUCGAUCUCUUGAACAAGGACCGAUGAUGAAUCCUGGGAUGGCUCCCGGUGGCCAUUUUGAUCCCAUGAUGACUAACUUACCAGGGUCAGGAGCUAUGGCACCUGGCAUGCCUGGUCCCAUGCAUGGGCGACAGCAAAAAACUUCACGUCGGAGCAGUUCCUCAGAACUGCAGCGUGUAGGCAAUCCCGAACCCCUCCUACCUGAUCUGGUUCCCAGUAGGCCGUCGUCGGGAACCAGUGUAGGAAAUAGUGUAAGUAAGCCACCACCUAGCUAUGCACAACAUGCACAAUCACAGAAAAGGAAACGAUCCGAAAUCGAGGAAGACCUCUACAAAAAUUUACAACCUACACCCUCCCCCCAGCAAAUUAAUUACCUCAACCAGUUUGAAGGACAGGAGCUAACAAUUACAAAACAACUCAAUUCUGCAUAUCGUGACCCAAAUACACCGGAAAAUCAUGGACCGGGAAAUCAGUUUGGAUCAAAUCCUGUGGCUCAUUCACCCAUGCAUUUGAAUUCAGGAACAAACAAAGGCCCCAUGUCUAACUCAAGUCAAACUUCCAGUGUAGGACCUUUAAAUAGCCCAGGACCUGUUCCUGGGCCUAACCCACUCUCCGGAGCCAACAUGAGACUCUCGCAUUAUGACCCACCCCCUGUGACAAACUCUACAGCUAAUAGCAUGUCUUCAACUAAUGUGUCAUCUAGUGCUCCCCCUACCCCAUCAAACAAAUCAUCUCUCUCCAACAUCACUUCAUCUUCGCUCGCUGACUUAGCCAAGGGGGUCGAACAUUUAUCAAAUCAAAUGCAACAAAACAUGAUGCAGGGAGGACCUUUUCAUAGUAUUCAAAUGCAAGGACAGCAAGCAACAUCAAAUACAAGUACAUCACAAUCCUCAACGAUUUCAUCCGUGUCAUUGACAGAAUCACAAACAAACACAACACCUAGUGUUAACAAUACAUUUGUGAAUGCCACCAUGUCCAUACAACAGUUAAAUAUCCAAAGUGUCAAUGCGGGCCCAGGUGGGCAGAAUUACCCAAAUUCUCAAAUGAAUGUGCAACAAAUGAAUAUGGAGCAAAUGGGUGGAAUGUCAACAUCGGCCUCUGGGCCAGGGCAUCCAAAUAUGACCCCAUCAUCUGUGUCCAUGUCGCAGGGCCAAGCCAUGAUGGGCAAUCCAAGCAUGGGCCAGGGAGAUAUGGGCAAAAUGCAGCAGCAACAAGCAUCUGUUCAAAUGGGCAACAAAAUAAUGAUGGCCCAAAAUCAGCAGGCUUGUCGGCCAGGUUCUCCAAACAUACAUUCAGGCAACACGCUGGGAAAUGCAAGUGUUCAAAUUCAGUCCAAGACCCCCAAUACAAUUCAGUAUCUGCCUGCCCAUCCUCCGGCGAACCAGCCAAAUCCACCACAGAAACCACCUGAUCUCAACUUCAUGCAAAGAUUCACGACACCAAUGAGCAACUUCGAUUCAAAAGUACCCACCUCUAAAGUGCAGUAUUUCCCAAACCCUCAGGAUCAAGUCAUGAGGCCUGGGCCUGGGAGGCUGUCACCAUUUGCUGGGGGGCCACAAAUGGGGGGAAUGCCUCCACAACACAUGAUGCAGCGAGGAGGAUCGGCUGGACCUGAAUUCUCCUCCAUGGGGCCUGGGGGCCCUCCAAUGGGAGGAAUGAAUGAUAUGAUGAUGAACAACAUGGGGGAUAGUAUGGGCCCCAUGGGGCCAAAUAUGGGAAACGUGCCACCAGGAAUGAUGCCUGGUUCAAAUGAGCCGGGAAUGAUGCAAGGUAACAUGCGAAUGUCUCCAGGUAUGAUGGCAAUGGAUCCCAUGGGUCCGAUGUCCCACCCUAACUCACCACCCUACGACAUGGGGCCUGAGCAGAUGAUGGGGCCAGGGCCCGGUAUGAUGGGGGGACCAAUGACUUCUAGGAGGCCCUCUAGAGGAUUUCCCCCUGAGAUGAUGCAAGGAAGAGGUCCAGCAUCCAUGGAGAUGAUGCCAGGAGGCAGCUCAGCAGCAAGGCUCUCGGCCAUGAGUAACUUUGGGCCAUCAAUGCCACCCCACGGGGGACAAAUGGCCCACGGAGGGAUGAGGAUGCCCGGAGGGCCAGGAAUGGGGAUGGGAGGCCCACAGGGGGGAAGUGUAUCUUACAGUGCACAGUAUCAACAAUUCCAACAACAGUUAUAUUCUCAAGGACGUCCGCGACAAAUGUCACCCAUGGAGGGCCUGAUGGGGGGACCAGGUGGGCAGUACAUGGGCAUGAUGCCCAAUAUGCCCGGGCCUUAGUGACCUUGACAUUCAGUGAGGAAUCUGUUGUUACUUGUUGAUUAUUAUGUAAAUUUUUUUCUGAUUUACUUUAAUAUAUAAUUGAUUGACACUAGAAAUUCUUUAGGGGUACACAUGCUGUUUCAAAAAAAUGCUUGAAAAAGUCACAAUCUUUGUUAGUCAGGGACCAUAAAUCAUAUGUAUAUGAAAGUCUGCUAAGUUUUUUAAGGUUUAUAUGUAUUGUUUUGUUGAGUCACACCUUGAUACUGAAUUUCUACAAAGUGCACAUUAUGGAUGGACAGACAUUUCACUGCUAUUUGGUCUUAUACAAUAACUUGUUAAAGAAUUGGCGAUAUUUUAAAUUAUAAUGUGUGAUUCACACUCGUUCUAGCUAUAGAAAGAACUUACCUGACAUUUGAUUUUCUGGUUGUGAUAUGGAUUUUUUUUUUUUUUCAAAGUGCUACCAAAUUUUUAUUGUACAGUUUUAUACACGUUUAAAUAUUGACUAAUGAACCAAAUACUCAGAACAUUUUCACUUUUUUUCUCCAUGCCCUGUUUUGUAUCGAAAUUGAGAAACUAAUUUCUGAAAAAUACAUCUGUAAACAAAAUAAACUCAUUUCAUUUUCUCUUUCAUCAAAUUAUUUUGAAAAUUGAUAGUAGGGUCUCAGAGAACACAUUUUUUUGAAAAUUGGAAAAUAUUUUAUGAGCUCGGCAAACAGAGGACAUUGGCAUUUGUGAUUAUAAAGUAAAUAAGGGUACUAAAUAACAACAGGGUAUAGCUUGUAUUAAAUGAAACAAAUACUACACAUUAAUAAUUUCUUGUCAUUGAUAGACUUGAUUAUAUGUGAACAAAGAUAUUCAGAAGUUAUUUCAUAAGAGUUGUUUCCCUUGCAUAGAAGCAGGACGUGUAGGUAGCUUUAGUUGUUUUUUUUACCAAAGGAUGACCUACAUUUUCUCUUAUACCAAAAUUAAACAUCACUUGGUCUGGAUUAAAACGCUAGCCAGAUCAGUUUAUUUUCCCGUAAUUAUGGUAUGUCUUUCAUUUGUACUUCACACAAAUUUAUGUUUACGUCCAUCAGUGAUAUUAUAUGACACUAUUGAAUUAUUUUGCUACAUUGAAUGUGUAUUUAACAUUUUUAAGCCAUCAUAUUAAACAUCGAACAAGAUUUAAAUACACUGCAAGACAUGACAUGUACAUUGUGUGGUUGUUGACAAUUUAUAUUUUGUCUUUUUUUUUUCCAAGAAACUUACAGGUUUUUUUUUUUUCUUAUACAUGUAUUUAAUAAGGAUGUCAUUUUGGCUACACUUAUAACAAAGACUUUAUAGUUCUCUAUAUAUUAUAUACAUGUCUUAUAUAUAUAUAUAUAUAUAUAUAUCUAUGUCGACAUAUUGUAAAUACGUCAUGUACAUGUAAUGGUGUCAUAAAUGACCAGCCUCCAUCCAGAUGUUACAUUUCUGUAAAUACUUCUUCAUUCUGUACUUAAUGAAUGACAAAGAGCAUAUCAUUUGAUGUAGAAGGAUUAUAUACAUACUGUUAUAUAUAUAUUUCUGUUGUCAAGGAAACAUGACCUUGACCCUUGACUGCUCUGAAGUUCUACUCGUGCAAUACAAGCACCAUUAUAUUUAGACUUUUUUUUUGUAGUUUAUUGAACAAGAGAGGUAUGUGUGAAUUCUGGACAAAACAAUGUGGCUUCUUUACAAGAUAAUAGGCUUAAUUCUCUGUCUGUUAA